Biomphalaria glabrata is the source of this 6478-nucleotide messenger RNA. RefSeq names its product platelet-activating factor acetylhydrolase-like. The record is from RefSeq and is a predicted model, not a curated record. Bases 192 to 1865 code for a protein of 557 amino acids. Gene Ontology annotation, molecular function: 1-alkyl-2-acetylglycerophosphocholine esterase activity. The transcript is spliced from 10 exons. NCBI's taxonomy places the organism in Eukaryota, Metazoa, Mollusca, Gastropoda, Planorbidae.
UACUUGCACUAAACUGCUGGCUAGCUUUGCGUCGCCCGUUGCGAUGGGAGUAGGGAGGCACUAAUCUAGUUUAGCGGGACUAGCACAACGAUACUGUACCAUUUAUUAAAAUUAAGACCUAGAAACUAGCAGACUUGGCUGUUUGUACAACUUCAUGUUUAUACUAAAAGAAUAAAAAGAAAACAGACAGUAUGGCAACCGUGUUAGGUGCUGUCAAAAACUACAUCACCAGUAUCCACCUCCCUGAGCUGUUCCCCAACAGCGACAACAACAACAACGACAGCAGCAGCAACAGCAACAUCGUUGUCAGCCUCAGGAGGAACCUCAGCAGUCUCAACCGGCACAAGAGGAAUAGCUCGGCGGCGCUUUUGCGGCUAGGCUCAGGCUGUGUGGGCUUCGGGGUGCCCAAGGAGAAUAAGGAGGCAGAGGACAACACCUCGGAAGAGGCGUCCAGCAUCGAGGAGCAGGCAGAGGUCCAGCAGAGGCCGCGCCGCCGCCACCUGCCCCUGCCUACCGGUCCCUACGUCGUAGGAUGCGUGGAUCUGAUGUCGGAUGUAUCUGAUAGUGGAGUUUUCUACAGACUUUAUUAUCCAACCAAGAAGACGGAUAUAAAGAAGAGCUACAAGCAAUGGCCUUUAUGGUUGCCAAGAAAGCAUUAUGCUUAUGGAUACAUCUACUUUUUGAAGAAAAACAAGAUGCUAGGAAAACUGGCCAAUCUGAUUGGAGGUGAGAUCUAUGUUCCUGUCUUAUGGCAAGCACCGUUGCUGAAGAGUCAAGAGAAAUUCCCAGUUUUAAUUGUUUCUCAUGGCAUUGGUGGUAACAGAACCACUUUGACAACUUAUUGCUAUGAGCUGGCCUCGUAUGGUUAUGUUGUUGCAGCACUUGAACAUAGAGAUGGCUCUGCCUCCAUGACUCUUUGCCUUCAGGACAACAGCACAGUCAACAUCAGAGAACACUACCUUAGACUCUCACACAGUGAUACUGCGUUGGCUACAGAUGGCAAUGAGGAUUUGGACAUGGUAGAGCAGGAAAGAGUCAAGUUCUAUGUAGAUGAGGAAGAGAACACAGAAAGCCAAGGUGGACGAGGGGCUAGGGUCAAACAAAUGCAUCAGAAUAACAGGAGGUCGGUUAUCAAUGCCCGCAAUUGUACAGAAGAAUGGCGAAGAUUUAAGCAUGUAGAAGUGUGGGAUGACUUCAAUUUAAGGAAUGGACAGAUGUAUCAUAGGACUGAAGAAAUCAGUAAAGUAUUGGAUGAACUGACUAACAUGACCCAAGGAAACCAUGUCUACAACAAGCUGGACUUGGCCUUCAAAACAAAUCAAUUCAAGGAUCGAUUAGAUCUAGAAAGAGUUGCAAUUAUUGGUCACUCUUUUGGUGGUGCAGCAACACUGGCCACAUUGGCUGUGGAUGAACGAUUCAAAGUUGGCAUUUCUUUGGAUGGCUGGAUGCAUCCACUUGAUGACUUUAUAGAUAGGUCAGUGAAACAACCAUGUCUGCUUUUAAAUAUGGAAGACUUUCAAUGGGAGAGAAAUGUGAACCGGAUGAUAAAGUUUCAGAAGGCCAAAGAGUCAUCUGACAGACCAAUGAUCACCCUUAAGGGUGGUUGCCAUCAGAGCAUGACAGAUUUUCAGUUCAUUGUGCCCCAACUUUUAGGCCGCUUACUAGACGUCUGCUACACUUUGGCACCAAAGCUGGCAAUGUCUGCUUGUGUGAAUGUUUCCUUGGCAUUUCUGGCUAAACAUUUAUUUAAUGAUCAACCUUUGGAACAAAAGCAUAAAGAUAUAUUAGACUGCAAACAUCCACAUCUAAUACUUGGGACUAAUGUAGACCUCACAAUCCCUGAUAAUGGACCUACACCACCAUAAAAGUUUUUUUUUACUUAACAUUGGACUGCACUGAUUGUAGAAAGAUUAACAAGUCACAACCAUCUGUGACAAGAUGUGUGCAAACAGGGUGUUAGCUGACAUACAGAUGAUCAAACUUGUGAAAGUUUUUUACUAGAAAAGCUGAGAUAGUUCAAAUCUUUUCAUAUUUUUUUUAAAUUGUGAAACUUAAGAAAAUCAUAUGACCUUCAGGAUAAUAAUGCUUAUUAUUAUGUUUUUUAUAAUAAAUGUCUAAAUAGUUUUAGUCAAUAAGUGAAAUGUGUUGAAAUCAGGUUGUGGUGCAGCUCUGGAACAUGAUUCCAACAACAUUGGCAGUGCCUCCUUACUCAUUAGUAAACAUUAGUCAAAUAUUAAUUAAACAUUAAAUCACCAGUUUGUUUGUAAUAUAUGGUGAUUAAUAAAAUUAUUGUGAAAAAAAGUUUGCAAUUUUUUGUAACAAAUCAGACCAAACGUAUUGAACCCAAUUAGUGUCUAUACUUUGCUUUGUAGAUAUUCACUGGCUGUUAAUGUUAUAUAUAGUUCAUUAAUAUGUCAGUGGCUAUGAAGUCUGUCAGGGAUGUUUACCUUUUGUACUGCUCAAAUGUUGUUUUUUUCUAAACUUUUUUUUUUUUACAUUUUCAACAUGCAAUCUCAGUUUUCUCCAAGUGACCUUAAUAUUUGUGCAUAAUAUUUGUGCAGAACUAUUAUUCCUAUUUACUCAAAUUUUGACAAGCUUUUUUUUUUGCACUCUUUUAAUAUUUUUUUUAAUCGAGGAAAUAAAUAACAUACAUGUUUAUUAAUAUAAUAUUUAAAAAAAAAUUAUAAUGUUGAAAAAAAAACACAACUACUUUAGAUUUGUGUUAAUAGUUUGUAAUUGCUUAAAAUGAAGCAUAAUUUAAGAGCUUGUAAUUUGCUAACAGUAACUUGGAAAGUGCUAGUCUCUAGUGCCAAAAUACAAUCAUAUUUUUGAGUACAUUACUUUUUAGGUGCUUUAUACAUGCUUUGGAGAUACAUAGAUGUAAAUCAAUCUCAAAUUUUAAUAUGGGUAGUAUUCUUGUAUUAAUGUUAGGGUCCUAACCGUCCAAUUCUGUGGUUAUAAUAAUAUUUUUUUUUUUACAUUCAUCUUCUGGUAUAAGACAAGACUUUAAUUUUUUUUUUCAAAAUCCACAUUUAAAAUGAUUACAGAAAGUUGUGUAUGUUUUGUUAAUUUUGUUUUGAGUCUUUGCUCUUUUGGGUGUUUCUGUGAGUUGACCUAUUACUACACUCCAUAAUCCUUGGAUUAUUUAUCCAGUCUACAUUACAUUUUGUUCUGAAUUCCUGAAGUUUUUAUUUGUGUAAAUAGGUUUUACAUAUUUGUAUUUUUACUUGUGUAAAACUGAUCUCUUCAUCAGUAUCAAUGCUUCAUGCUUUUUGUUUAAGCAGGCAAUAUAUUUUUUUUUUGUUGCUAAUGAGUACUUGUGUAAAACUAAUAAUUCAGUUUUAUAAAACCUUUAUUUAUUAAAAAUAAUAAAACUUGCAUUUUUUUUUUCAGAAUGUAUUUUUGUAUGAGCUUAUAUAACAUUAUAUACUUUUUUGCAUGUGCUGUAAAAAAAGAAGUAAUGACAUUAUCCAUGACAACAUAAAAUUAAAAAUGCUUGUGGUCUAAUUGCCUUAAAAACAUGUUAUGAAGAUGUAUUAAUCUAAAUCAGUCUGAAUAAUUUAUGGUGUAAAAUCUUUGAUGUGUUGUGCAGACCAUUUUUAAAAAAAAUAAAUUUGAUUGUGAAAUAGGAUUUUGAGAGUAAAUAUUCUCUUGGAAUCUCAUUUAAAUUAUAUGACAUCAUGUCACUGACCAAUAUUGUUAUUGAUCUAUAUACUUGAAUUUAUGUCAAAAAUAUUAUUGGAUGUUUAUUUAACUCUUUAGUUGCCACAAUGUGCUGCUUGUGGUCAAAUUUUAUUUCAAUUCUUUGAAUUUGAUGUAGUUAUAAGUUAUAGGACUUGUGUUACCCGCAAAGUUUGAAACUAAUUUUGUGUUUUAUUAUUACAAUAUUAUCACUACUAUUUGUUUUUAAUUUUUUUUUACUAUGAAAUACCUUGUGUCUUUGUAAACCAGUUUUUCUAGAAAUGAGAUGAAGACUUAGAUUUUCAAUGUUAAGUAAAAGAUCAGGCCUUAUAAAGUUAUCCUGUUAAUGCUUGUGGUUGUCUAGAUGAGAUGGGAAUUGAAAUCCCUGAGUCAAGAUGGAAUUCAAUUAUUCAUUAUUAAAUUUGUCCUGUGUUUGAGUUCUCUACUAGCCAACAUUAUGGAGUUGAUACAUGCUUUCAACAUUUUUUAUCUAGGAAAACAAAAGUUAUAUUUUAGCUUAUUGUGUUAAUAGAUUAAGAAACAAAAAAAGUUGUAUUCAUUCACCUACCAUUUAAACUGUACAAAACAAAUUGAUUAGUUAACUCUUUAACCUCAAAAUGUUCUGUCAAUGAAUUUGUGUUUGUUGUUUAUGAACAAAUGCCUCUGUAUAAAAACAUAUAUGUUGUUUUUUUUAAAUUUUGUUUAAUGUAUUGGUCAAAUUUAUUGGAAGCUUAGAUAACAGCCAGUUGUAUGAAGUGAAAAGGUCUUUGUGAGAUCAUUUUACUGAUGACUUGUAAUAUGCUUGUUUGAGCUUUCAUUAUACCUAAAAAGCUCCACACCUUAAUUUUCUUCAAGGUUUACUCCUGAAGCUUUAAUACUUGAAUGGCAGCAGUGAGCCUUUGCCCUGGUAAACUGCUUGACCUUAAAAAAAGAAGGUUGAUUAUCUCCAUUUGCCUUCCAGGUUUUAGAGGUGACAAUGGUUAUGUUAUGAAGUUCCUCAGACAUUGGCUUUACCAAAUAUGGUUUUCUUUUUGAAUGCCUGGAUUACACUAUCAGAUGGAGAGAUGUUCAGUGAUGGACUCAUGAUGCCUCUAAAGUUCAGGAAUAUGUCUUAGAAAGGAAUCUUUCUUGGUGUUUCCAUUAUUUCUCAAAUAGGAGCCACAAUAUUUUAAUGUACCAAAUAAACAUGCAUUGCAAUGAAGCAAUUUUUCUGCUGGGCUCGUUUGUUUUUCAUUUUAAAGUGAGAUCAUCUUUCAAAAACAUUGUGAAUUAUUGAGAUCAGAGUAUUAUUACAUCACAUUAUUAUGCAACUGAUAACCAGAUACUAUCAAUUUUGUAAAAGCCUCAUGUAAUAUAAGUAUUGCAUACAAGUUCACAUUGAGUUGGGUUUCAUUAAGUGAUUUCCAUGACCAUUUCACUUCCCUUCUCUCAUGAAACAUUAAGUCUUAGCAAUGUAGUCGUAAAACAUUGUUAUGGACUAGUAUUUUUUCUAAUGCACAAGUUUCUUUUUUGUUUCAAUUUGGUGUGGAAACACCAAUUAUUGUAAAACUUAGAAUUUAAGGUUUUUUUUAGAAUCAGAACAAUAUGUCAUAUUAUUCCAUUCUUCCCUUGAAUUCUUCAUUGGCAGGUAGCAAUCAUCCUCACCAAUUUAUUCAUUAGACACUUUUGACCAUGUUGUAACUGUGGCCUUAUAAUACAUUGUUAUUUAUCGUUUAUAGUGCAUUAAUUUGAUUUACCAAAGUUUUAAUUAAAAUAUGCCUUGAGUUAAUGUGUUGGGUAUCUUGGUAUGCUACUCUGGUUGUGUCUAGAACUGAUUCUGAAAGUUGUCUUUCUUUCCAGGCACAAGGCUGUGAUAAGAUCUAUUGUUUGUAUUAUAAUAAUAUGAUGUACAUAAUAUUUUAACUCAAAUGUGGACAGAAAAUAAUUGUCCAUGCAAUGAAUAUGUUUUCCUGUUUGUUGUCUGAUCCUCUAGGUGCAUCUGCACUUAUUUAUGUUCUUUUUGUUUUCAUUCUUACUCUACAUGAAUUUUGAAUUCAAAUUAGUUUUUAUAUAUUUAUACUUAUAGUUUUUAUUCAGUAUCCUGCUGAUUUGUUUAUGACAAAAUAAAUGUUAGAGUGAAUGUAAGACUGAAAGUGAAAUGUAGCUAAAGAUUAUAUUGCUCACAGAAUUUAGAAAGCAAAAAAAAAAAAUUAUCUUUAAAUUAUUCCUCUGACCUUUGCGUAGAUAAUGUUAUGUGAUGAUUAAAGUAACCAUCAUUAAUUUAAUGACUAUUAAAAGGCAUUCAUUGAUUACAGCUGACAUGCUUCUUUAAGGGAGCGAUGAAGAUUGUAUGAUUAUACUUAGAAACAAGAAUUUUUUACUUCCCCCCAAGUCCACAAACUUUUCAUGAGAUGAACUUUUCUAGCCCUUUCCUUGAUGGUACUCUAGCCAAAAAAAUAUUUUAGAGUCUAAUAUUCAAUAGUCACAGUAUAGAGGAGCUGCUCAUGUUUUUCAUUUUCUGCAUCCCUUGGCUACACCAUGUGAACAUAAUGGAUGCUAUAUUCCUUUUGGGAGUCAUUUCACACUAUCUAGAGAUGGUCUUUUUUUUUUUUUAUUUAGUCUAAAUUUGACAUUUGUUUUCUUGAGAUUUGUUAAUUGUUGAUUUUUUUUUAAAAAUUUAAUGUUUAGUUGGUUUGAUUCUGUAAGUUGUAAGAAAUAUCUUUGCGUAUUAGUGUUAUAAACAUUGCCAAUCAAUGCAAUCAGUCAUUUGUCCGGUGUAAUUAUAAUGUUCACUAUAUGUAAAUAAAGUUGUUUUUUU